UGGACUGCAGAUAUGAGUCAUCAUUCAAAAUGGCAUCAUAAUGUGAACUUACUCCGUUAAUGAGACAUUAUUUUGAUAGUUCAAAGGUAAUCUUGUUAGCGGGGUACCGCUAUAUUAAAAAACCCAUUUUGCUAUACCAAUGCUGCAGUUUAUUUCGUUGUGUGGACCGAACAUUUUGCGACACGUCAUCAGUUUUUUCACUUUUAUCACUGUUUGGACAAAAGGAUGCCAAUUGUUACCCCAGCUGUUUAGACAACAGAGGCGAUCAACUGAUCUUACUAAUUUCAAUUUAAUGAUUUUUGGGGUUUUCCUCUUCCCUAUCGACUCAAAGCGAAGUAUUACUGGAAAUCAUUCUCUUGAUAUUAGAAGUUCAUCUCAAUAAAGGUUGUACAAUAUCUAAGACAUAGAAAUUAUUUUCCGUAAUUAUACUGAGAAACACGACAUAUCGAGUGGAAACUUGGGAGAACAAGAAAUGCUGUGACAACACGAGCAGUAGUUUCUGUUUCGAAUUCUUCGAAACGUUUACGAGAGUUUCUAUACGUCAAUAAAAACCCGGAAAUGUUUUUCUAUUUCCUGGGAGAAAGAGAGUUUCUAUCGAGUUAUAGCAGCACGACUUUCAGUGCGCGUUCUAUUACAGUUCCAUCUAUAGUUAUUACUUAUAUGUGAUUUUCCUUGCAAACUGAAGAAUCGUAAUUACUUUAAAAAAAGGUUUAAGCGGAUUACACUGGAAAAGUAACUACUUCAAUGCUUUAAUACGAUAGCUACUCUUUGGAUACGUUAAGACACUUUUUGCCCGCUGAGCAAACAUCGUAUUUUUAUCGAGAUUACAAAACCACUUUCCCAUAGUACCCUGUCAGACAUGACUUAAGAACUUAUUUGUGAAUGUUUUGAAAAGGAAAAGUAAUUUGCGUAAUCUGUCUUUUGUUUGUUUAUCUUCACCUUCACGUGACUGCACGUGACUACAGGUGUAAAGAGCUCGGUUUCUCUUUUGAUAAGUUGCUGUUCAGAGGGUUGUUAAUCAUUUUGCGGUUAUUGCACUGAGAAAGAGUUGCGUUUGAUCCCGAUCCUCCAAAAUGAACCGCUGCUAUCUCCUGUUUGCUUUCCUGUCCUGUGUCCUUGGAGAAAGCAUUGGUAAAGAUUUAAAUCCUUUUAUCAGUAAAAAGGACUUAGGUAACGUUUGCCAAGACAUGUGGAAUUCAGCUGGAAACAAUCUCAAAAUUGGGAAAGAAAUAAUCAUUAAUUCCGGAACGAGGUCGAAACCACUGAUUACCUUGACACAGCAAGGAAAAGCGAAGGUGCGAAGAGAUGUUUUCGUCAAAUUCAAAGCCCUGUUAGACAACUACGAGGCAGACGAAAAUAAACCCGAGAAGUCUUCUGCUAAAGAACAACUGGAAGAGGAUGUUUUUGUCAACGCCAUAGCUGUAAAUGGAGGACCAAUACACAUCGCUUUCAAAUAUCUCCAAAAUAAAGGCAAAGUUUCCAGCGGGCGCCUAGAUCAAUUCAAGCCUGUCCUAAAGAAGUUAUGGUUCGAGAAAUACGCUAAGAGAGGUCGAUAUCCAACGUCAUCUGGUUUUGAACACACAUUUGUCGGAGAGCUGGGUUACAGUAGGUACAGCAAGUCGAAAGUCACAAAAGGACUUCACAACUGGCUCCAGUUCCUUUCCGAAAGAACAGCUGGUCGGCUGACGUAUCUUCCUCCGCCUGUUGUGAAAGAUGUUUUCAGGGAGCCUGCCUUAAUCAGGGCCAAGUUUCAGUGGCAAAGAACUAACAAGGGUCAGGGCAGCAGCUUCUUUGUAGGAACAAGUCCAGAUUUCGAAAUGGCCUUGUACACAGUGUGCUUCUUUGAAGCGUCGUACUGCACGUGCAACAUCAAUGGAAAGCGCUUGAGCAUAACAACCAUCAACUUUAACAACAAAGGAAACGUUCUCACAGCAUACCCAAGAGUUUGAAUUACUCUGAACAAGACUGGGUACUCUAGUGUGAUCUGUUAUCGGUUUCUGACCUGUUAGCAAGUAAAUUGUGAAUAAAAAUGCCCAAAUAGGGAA
Molecule: messenger RNA, 2045 nt
Organism: Orbicella faveolata
Lineage: Eukaryota; Metazoa; Cnidaria; Anthozoa; Scleractinia; Merulinidae
Product: uridylate-specific endoribonuclease B-like
Molecular function (GO): RNA endonuclease activity
Source: RefSeq, a predicted model, not a curated record